This is a messenger RNA of Zingiber officinale, 531 nucleotides long. Its product is annotated as polyadenylate-binding protein-interacting protein 9-like. The record is from RefSeq and is a predicted model, not a curated record. Bases 1 to 531 code for a protein of 176 amino acids. Lineage: Eukaryota; Viridiplantae; Streptophyta; Magnoliopsida; Zingiberales; Zingiberaceae. The transcript is spliced from 5 exons.
AUGGCGGGUGUGGCGGAGCAAGCUAUCGCGGCGGAGGAUCAGUUCGCCCGCUGCGAGAAGGCGGCGGCGGUGGAAUGCCAGGACGAGGUGGAGGCGAAGCUCUCCCACUUGCUUUCCAAAUUGAACCCGUCCGCCAAGGAGUUUUUCCCUUCGAAUUAUGCUUCCGUCGGCUGUCAGAAACCCGACGAUCGGCUUUCCCCCGGUGCGCCCGUUUUUGUGGCGGCGAGUGCUUUUCAUGGAUAUGGACCAGCUAGCAGUGGCGGCAGCAGUAGGGAUUCCAGUAGUGAUUGUUCGGCGUAUAAUCAGCCUAAUCGCCGAAGGAGGAAUGGCUAUGAUCAGCGCCGAUGGAGGACGAAUGAUAGAUCUAGAAGAGCUGAGAGGGAAGAUAGCAUUAGUCGAAUUGUUUAUGUAUCAGACAUUGAUUAUCAAUAUUUCUGUCCAGAACAGGAUAAAUCUGAAUGGCAGAAGGUAAAUGUGGACCCUGAGCUGUUAAGCACUUUGAACUGCACCUUCAAUAUUGAAGAUGAUUAA